Messenger RNA from Grammomys surdaster, 2425 nucleotides. Its product is annotated as cullin-1-like. NCBI's taxonomy places the organism in Eukaryota, Metazoa, Chordata, Mammalia, Rodentia, Muridae. Gene Ontology annotation, biological process: SCF-dependent proteasomal ubiquitin-dependent protein catabolic process; protein ubiquitination. The record is from RefSeq and is a predicted model, not a curated record. Gene Ontology annotation, cellular component: SCF ubiquitin ligase complex. Gene Ontology annotation, molecular function: ubiquitin protein ligase binding.
UAUUUUUGAUAUGCACUUAGAAACACUUAUGUAAAACCUCUACAUUUUAAUGUGAUGUGUAUAAACAAUUAUAUAGAAUGUCUACUUUGUGAAGUACCAACUAAAUAAGAAUGGUAUUCCAUAGGGUCCUUGACCAGUGACUCCAACAUCAGAGGCAUUAUAGAUUGUGUUUUGAAGUAGCACCAUACACUUAGAAAUAAUAACCAUAUUAUCACAUUAUUUUCAUAUUAACAAUACCAUAACAACUUGGUAAGCAUUUACUGUCAAAUAGUCUAUCUAUGUUUUAUAUAUUUUAUUAUCUUUAAAUUUUACAGCAACCAUGUCAGGAAAGUAAUUUGCCCCCAUUUUGCAGGCUAGGAAGUUCAAGCUUAGUAAGGUGUGAGCUGAGCGUCAAAGCUUGAAAUCCAGGGUACUUUGUAAAUUUAGAUCAUUCUUCCUAAAUUCCCUUGCAAAAAGAAAGCUCUGUGUCCUUUUAUCUUCACACUUACCAAUGUUAGCUUUUCUUCCAGGUGCUAAACAAAGAAUUCCUAAAACUUACAGGCAACUAGUGAGAUUGCAUUGCUUUUCCUACUUUUUAGCUAAACUCUUCUCAUUUUAAUGGGAAUUUCCUAAGCAUGUUCUCUGCUGUUUCAAGUUUGUCUCACUAUUAUGUAGGUCCAGUGCUAUGUUUCAACCUUUGAUAACUUUAGAAGGUAAAGAAUGACAAUGGUCUCUUAAUACUUGUUUUUCUCAACGUUUUUUAAGAGCAGUAAUAGUUGAAUGAUUUUGGAUGAGACGUCUAAACAUAUUUUACAUACAUACCAUAUAGUGAGUUUAAUUUCCAUGUAGAUAGUGAGAAUGUCUGAAAUACCUAUAGACACCCACAGAUUGUUCUGUCAGAGUGUGUUGUCCUGUUACUGACCCCAGAAAGUAGAAUUGAUCAGUUCUCUUUUAUUUUCUCUUCAGGUUUGCCUGCAAUGAGACUUUACUCUUUACACUUAAAGAACGUUCUUUCUGAGCUGCUGUGAAUAAAUUUGGAAUGAUAUUGUCUAUUUUCAACUAAUGGAGGACUAGCUGUAUCUUGAACAAGGAUUGCUGUACUGGACAACUUCAGAACAUUGCUCACAAUGUCAUCAAACAGGAGUCAGAAUCCUCAUGGACUGAAGCAGAUUGGUCUUGACCAGAUCUGGGAUGACCUCAGAGCUGGAAUUCAGCAAGUGUACACCAGACAAAGCAUGGCAAAGUCCAGGUACAUGGAGCUCUACACUCAUGUUUAUAACUACUGUACUAGUGUGCAUCAGUCCAACCAAGCCCGGGGUGCUGGAGUCCCUCCUUCCAAGUCAAAGAAGGGGCAGACUCCUGGAGGAGCUCAGUUUGUUGGCUUGGAGUUAUACAAGCGAUUGAAGGAGUUUUUGAAGAAUUACUUGACAAAUCUCCUUAAGGAUGGAGAAGAUUUAAUGGAUGAGAAUGUACUGAAGUUCUAUACUCAGCAGUGGGAAGAUUACCGGUUUUCCAGCAAAGUGCUGAAUGGAAUCUGUGCCUACCUCAAUAGACAUUGGGUUCGCCGUGAAUGUGAUGAAGGACGAAAAGGAAUAUAUGAAAUCUAUUCACUUGCAUUGGUGACAUGGAGAGAUUGUUUGUUCAGGCCAUUGAAUAAACAGGUAACAAAUGCUGUCUUAAAACUGAUUGAAAAGGAAAGAAAUGGUGAAACCAUCAAUACAAGACUGAUAAGUGGAGUUGUACAAUCUUAUGUGGAAUUGGGGCUGAAUGAAGACGAUGCAUUUGCAAAGGGCCCUACGUUAACAGUGUAUAAAGAAUCCUUUGAAUCUCAAUUUUUGGCUGAUACAGAGAGAUUUUAUACCAGAGAAAGUACUGAAUUCUUACAGCAGAACCCAGUAACUGAAUAUAUGAAAAUGGCUGAAGCUCGUUUGCUUGAGGAGCAGCGGAGAGUUCAGGUUUACCUCCAUGAGAGCACACAAGAUGAGCUAGCACGGAAAUGUGAACAGGUCCUCAUCGAAAAACACUUGGAAAUUUUUCACACAGAGUUUCAGAAUUUGCUGGAUGCUGACAAGAAUGAAGAUUUGGGCCGCAUGUAUAAUCUUGUAUCUAGAAUUCAGGAUGGCCUAGGAGAAUUGAAAAAACUACUAGAGACGCAUAUUCAUAAUCAGGGUCUUGCAGCAAUUGAGAAGUGUGGAGAAGCUGCUCUAAAUGACCCCAAGAUGUAUGUGCAGACAGUGCUAGAUGUUCAUAAAAAAUACAAUGCCCUGGUGAUGUCAGCAUUCAACAAUGAUCUGGCUGGCUUCGUGGCUGCACUUGAUAAGGCUUGUGGUCGCUUCAUAAACAACAAUGCAGUUACCAAAAUGGCCCAGUCAUCCAGUAAAUCCCCUGAGCUACUUGCUCGGUACUGUGACUCCUUGUUGAAGAAGAGGUACUGACUUGGUGUUAU